UAAUAAAGUUAUCAAUAUGCAAAAGCACUAUGUCUAGUAUAACUAAUACAAGUGAAUGGUCUUUAUCUUCAACACUACCACAUAUAAUUCAUGCACUGCCUUAUUCAGAUUCGGUCAGACAGAGCCAAAAGCGUCGGCAAAAACAAUUAGAUCAUAAAAAGUAUGCGGAUGAUAGUGAUGAAUCAGAAUAUGAAGACGAAUGUGAAGAGGAGCAUACAACUGACAUUAUACUGACAUUCGUAUUAGGAGUUGAUCCUGGAAGAUUAAUAAACAAAGAACCUGUAGUAAAUAGACCUAAAUCAUUUAACUCAAGUUCAUCAAGUUCAAAUAAAGUACAUACUAACUUUAUGUAUUUCCACUUGGAAUUUUCAAUAUUAAAUCAAGAGGACUAUAUUUUUUCUACUGAUGUGGUGAUAUUUUCAAAAUCUGUUGCUAAAAUAUAUCCAACUAAUUGUACAUCGAAAAUGACAACACCCUGUGAAUUCGAUGAGACUUUAUGGAUCACAUGGACUGAACAAAUACCAAUUGUAAUUACAGACGAGACAAUUAUAAACUUUUGGAAUUUAACACAAAAUGGUGGUAUUCGAGUUAAAUGCUGGGAUCAAAGAGAUAAAUGCUCUAUUCAAACAAGAUUUGACAGACCAAGAUCUAUAAGUGGUAAAAAUAAUAUGAAUAGUCAAGUAAACGACAAUUCAACAAAUAGUAUAGGACUAAAUGAUGUUCAGUCUACAAUAGAUGUACUAAAGACCUACUGUAGAGAUUCAUCUAACAUGAAAACGACAAGUUUCGAUGUUAAUCAUAUUCAUACAGAGCAUGAAGACACAUUAGAAGUAAAAAAAGAUACUAUGAAACAUAACAAUACAUCCCUAAGGAGUCUGAGCAGUGCACAUAUUUUAACGAAUGUUAAUCAGAGAUCAGUAAAAACUAGCAAAAUUGGAGAUUUUAUUGAUAACUGGGGUUCGUGUUGUUUAGUUCUACAAAGUGGACAUUUAUUCCGUUUGAAUCCACCGCAAUGGAUUGUAGCACGUAAACCAACAGUUUACAGUGUCCAUACAACUUCGAAACUACCUCCAUCGUCUUCGGUAAUUUUACAAAUAGACAACAGUUUUAAAGACAUAUUGAUUGGUAUGAAGCUGACUACCUCACUAAUGUCUUUAUAUCAGCGAAGAAAAUUUAGACCUAUCAUAUUAACUAUAGACAGACUGCAUAAUCUUCCUGUGAUAGCACACAAAAGUUAUGAAGAAAUGAGAGAAAUUUGUGAACCAGUAAGAUUGAUAACCAAAUUUUCAAAUGUCUGGAAUCAUCAGUCACGAGAAUAUUUUCAAGACAAAGAAGUAUACAUGGAUGAAGUACAAGUAAUUCUAACAAAUAAAGUUGAUUGCUCUCAACUGCGGGAACUGAUUCAGACUACACCUAUAAUCAUUGACUUAUAUGAUCGAGGACGUAAACCAGCUAAAAUGAACAAACCCAAAAGAAGCGAUAUAGGUGGUUUAUUUUGUACUGAACCAAAUGAUGAUAAAAUCGGUGAAGUUCAACCAAAUUUACGGACAAACACCUUUUCAGUAGAAGGUAUAGAUCAAAAAAAUGAUGAAACAAAUGAUGAAUCAAUAGCAUUUCCAACUGGAAGAAUCAACGUUGAUUUGAGCGAAAUGAUCUGGCUGAAAUGUGUCACCAUGAAACAAAAAUUACCGGUGUUACCAAUAAAUUCUAUACCUGGAAAUGUGAAGACUUUUGAACGAAUGGUUUUCAUUCUGGAGAAAGCUGGAAGCAAUAAACAAGAUGUACAAAUUUCUGAAGUAGUCAAAAAUAUCAAAUCAUUCGUUCUGAAAUCCAAUGCACAUCACCUAGGGAUAUCAGAUGACUUACCAGUGCACAUAAUACAAGCAAAUAUAAAUUCUAGGCAGUCACAAUAUAUUCCAUGCAUUCAUUCACGGCCUUCAAGUUCAACAUCUUUAUAUUCUACUAAAAUAAAUAGUGAACAGGAUCAUUAUUUGAUUGAUCAGUUAGUAACAGGGUUUCAUUUGAUUGACGAAGACUUCGAUUUAAUUGUCCUUGAAACAGCUGACAGCAAUAUAAGUAAGAAUUUAGAGGAAUUAUUUAAUAAGAGUUUGGAUACAUUCAGUAGCAAUUCAGUGUUUCAGUCUACUGAAGAAAAAAAUUGUGUAAAGUGUUUGAAAAACAGUGGUUUGUUAUUUACAGAACGUUUAUAUGCACCACUGAACUGGUGUCUGCAAGAAAAUAUUAUGGCAGUUCCAAUGAGACAAAUAACUGGAAAUUCAAUACUGCAUAUAAGGGAUCUGCUACCCCGUUUAGCCUAUUGCGCCAUCAAUCGAAUUACAAGUUUAAGACUACACUGUCAAACUUUGUCAAGUAGUUUUCGAGCAAAUUUAUUCCCAACCUGUGAAAUGAUGAAAGCAUUAUUCAAAGAGUUUUGUGUAUCAUCACUUUUAACUAAUUUGAAAUCAUCUCCAAGGAGUUUAUCUGUCAAAUCAAUGCAAUCAUCUCUGACAAAAAUCGAUACUGAUCAAGUUAGCCAGUAUAAUUCCACUGAUAAGAAUGAAGGUAAUAUUCCAACGAAGGAUUUAAGCAAAAAUAAAAGAAGGUACUUGUCAAAAAGCUGUUCAACAAUGGGUAGAUCUUCAAAAAGACCACUUUCAAAAGACAGAAGUUUUUACAAUUCGUUUAUAUUUGAUGAGCACUACAACGACAACAAAAAUAUCAUUUAUAAUUACAGUAUUCAAUUUCUUAAUUCGUCGGUAAUUUCCAAAAAUGAACUGUAUCAUGAAAUUCUAUCUAAGAAAGAAAAGUACGCUUAUUGUAAUGAUUAUUUGCAUUCAGGAAGCUUCGAAGUAACCCAAGAAGAUUGUUAUAACAAUAAAGCAAUCAACAGAAAAUUAGCUUUGAGCGCUAAAUCCUUUUUCAAAUCAAGUUCACGAAAUAGUUCCAAGUGCAAAAAAGUGAGAAGGUGGAAUAAAUCAACAAAUCUUUUGUGCGAAAAUUCACCAUACAUCUCAUUCAAAGCAAAACUUUGUCGAGACAUCAGUGAGAGUCAAAAGUCUGUUUGAAAUAAAAUAUUAAGAUUAUUUUCACUUUCACUGUUGUUGUUUGUAUUUUUAAUAUA
Molecule: messenger RNA, 3121 nt
Organism: Trichobilharzia szidati
Lineage: Eukaryota; Metazoa; Platyhelminthes; Trematoda; Strigeidida; Schistosomatidae
Source: the annotation of a GenBank genome assembly